UCUGUUGUCACCCCCUCAGGUACAGUGUUGUCAUCCUAGAUGAGGCCCAUGAGAGGACCAUCCAGACAGAUAUCCUGUUUGGUGUUGUUAAAGCAGCACAGAAGAGAAGGAAAGAGUCCAACAACCAUCGACCCCUGAAGGUCAUUGUCAUGUCUGCCACAAUGGACGUGGACCACUUCUCUCAGUACUUCAACAGGGCUCCAGUGUUGUACCUGGAGGGUAGGCAACAUCCAGUCAAGGUCAUGUACACCAGGGAGCCACAGGAGGACUACAUCUACGCUGCACUGGUGACGGUGUUCCAGCUUCACCAGGAGGCGCCCCCGCAGGAGGACGUGCUGGUGUUCCUGACCGGACAGGAGGAGAUCGAGACUCUGGCGCGGACCAUGAGGGACAUCGCACACCACUGUCCAUCAGACGCACCCGGCAUGGUGGUGCGCCCCCUGUAUGCUGCACUCCCACCUGCAGCACAGCUCAAGGCCUUUGAAGCAGCACCUACUGGGACCAGGAAGGUUAUUCUUGCCACCAAUAUAGCAGAAACAUCUGUGACAAUCAAAGGCAUUAAACACGUGGUGGACACAGCCAUGGUGAAGCAGCGGCUGUUCCGUCCCACCAGCGGGUUGGACAGUCUGGUGGUGAAGAAGGUCUCCAAGGCUCAGGCCUGGCAACGCACAGGAAGGGCAGGCCGAGAGAGUUCUGGAACGUGCUACCGGCUGCUGACAGAGGAAGAGUUUGAGCAACUGUCCCCGACCACCAUCCCUGAGAUCCAGAGGGUGAACCUGGCCAGCGUGGUGCUGCAGCUGCUGGCUCUCAGGAUACACGACAUCAUGGAGUUUGACUUCAUGGACAAACCAACCAGAGAGUCCCUCCUGACAGCGUUGCAGCAGCUCCACCUACUGGGUGCUGUGGAGAAGCAGCAGCGGAUCCAGCUGACCCCCCUGGGGAGGAUGAUGGCAGCGUUUCCUCUGGACCCCAGGUUUGCCAAGGUCAUCCUGGCUGCCAAGGACCAUCAUUGUACAGAAGAGAUCCUGACCAUUGUGGCCAUGUUGUCUGUGGACUCUGUUCUCUUCACACCUGCCAGUAAGCGGGAGUUGGCUGCAGCCGUCAGGAGGAAGUUCAUGUCUGAGGAAGGAGACCACAUCAUGCUGCUCAACAUAUACAGAGCCUUCAAGGCUGUGAAGGGGAACCGUCAGUGGUGUCAAGAAAACUUUGUCAACUCCAGGAACGUCAGUAACGCCAUGGACAUCCGCGGGCAGCUGCGGGACCUGUGUCAGAGACUGCAGAUCCCGUUAGAGUCAGCGGGACAGGACACGGCAGUCAUCAGGACAUGUCUGGCGAAGGGGCUGUUCAUGAACGCUGCCGAGCUGCAGCGCGGAGGGGAGUACAUCACCGUGGAGACCCGCCAGCCCGUGGCCAUCCACCCCUCCUCCUGCCUGUUCCAGUGUAAACCUGCAUAUGUCAUCUUCAGUGAGCUGGUUCAGACCACCAAGUGCUACAUGAGAGACUUGAGUGUUGUGGACCAGAGAUGGCUGCAAGAGGCAGCUCCAAACUACUUCAAACAGGACAGGACUUGAUUCUGAUGAUUCAGAAGUCAAUAUGGUGGGAGAAGUAUUUCUUCAUUUUUGAUAUCAACUAAUGAACACCUUUCAAGAGCCAAGUUUGUGGACGGUAGGAAACAAGUAGGAGUCUACUGCAAAACACUACAUGUACCUCAUGAGCUAGUUGGGCUUCUUGGACAAGGACAUCUUUGCAUUCACUGAAGGUGAUGCAUUAUUCUACCAUAUAACAUAGUGUAAUGGUUAGUUGACAUUUUUGUUUGCAUUUUCAAUUACUAGUAUAGUUAGUGUAAAGGGUUUCUGGUGAGAGUGUUACUGGUUGGUUUAUUUUUGUCAGGUAAUACUCAGAAGUGUACAUAACAGAUAUUUUUCCAGUUCUUCAAAGACGAAACCUUGCUUACUAGUAUUAGUUUAUUUAGAUAGCUUUUAUCUAUUUCUAGUAUUUUAUCUAAGUAUUCUGUUUAGUUCAGCCACUGAAGGGCCUGUUAGAAUUUGAAUAGGAUUUCCCAGAGUGUGAAAUUGGAUGUAAGAUUAGGGCACCUUAAAUUCAAGGCUACUUAAGUCAAAAGGUUUAGGGUGUGUCAAGAUUUUAAAGAGGUCCUAUACUUGUUGCAGUAUGUAUGGUAUGUCAGGGCUUGAAUUGUUGACAUACUUUUUUUCUGCAUACCUGCACUGGAGAGGUAACAUUGAAAAUUACCUGCACCAGACAAAUUUUACAAAAUGUACCUGCACCACUCUUACUUAAGGAAGUAUGGAUCAUACUAAAAUUGCUCAGGAACUAUUGCUAUUUUUUCUUGUAUACUUCAUAGGUGGUACCAGUCAAUGUAGCUAAUAACAAUCCAUAUACACCUACAUUGACAUUUAUGUAUAAAACCCAAUACAUGGACCAGUGCAGGUUAAGUGCAGGUAGACGCCAGCACUACCUGCACAGCUGGUAUUUCGAGCCCUGUAUGUGUAUAUGAAUCACUCUAAACAUUUGUAGUUCAGUUAUAAUAAUACACUACGCUAACAGUAAGUAUAGAUUGCGACACAAUGGACAACAGAAUGCAUGGCGAUGCACCUUUUAUUGGGUGGACAAUAUUGUUAGCCUACAUUUCAAGAUACACAGAAGUAACUUCCCGAAGGAUAAUUUUCUUAAGAGUAUACAUGACAAGUAUCCAAACUUUAUAAAAAUAGACAAUUUCUUUGUCUCUUAUGGCUGACACUGAAGAGGUUGUGAUAUACUGAAGUACAUCAGCACAUUGUAGGUAGUGACAGUAUUGGUACUGUUCUUACACCGUGUACAGGUAUUGGUUAGGGAUCAGAGGGGUGGGGAAGGAACUCUGACGCUGCCUAUGUAUUGUACAUAAGUUGUCCGGACGUGAAGAUUCAGAAGUCUAAGUUGGGAUGGGGAAGGGGGCGUGCAAAGGGGUAAAUGCAGAGUCCAAUCCCGAACCAAACUGUACGCCGUGUGAGAGAUCUGAGGAUGGAUGCGAUAAACAGGCAAGAGGGCUGUGAUGGACAGCAACCAAUCAACUUUCAGACCAACGGUGUUCGGUUGUGCUUCCUAGGAGUUUGAAAAGAGCAGCGACGCAGACAUUUCAUGUUACUGGUGUUUAUACUGCCCUCUCCACUGGCCAGUGGAUUUUUUUAUGUUCUCCCUGAAAAUGAGAGAAUGUUGGCCAUCACAGCCGGCUCUUGCGUCUGCUUAUUUACAAAGCCAAGCAAAGUUUUUACAACAGAGACUUGGAAUUUAUCAACAGUGAUUGUCCCUGUAGUUAAUAUGGUGGAACUUUCACUCCUUUGUCAUAUUAGUUGUUGGAAUCAUUCUGUUAGAAGUCCGUUACUAUGAUUUCAUCCAUUAUUUCUGGCAGUUCCACAUAUUCCUUGCCUUCUACAUAUGAUUAUUACUUCCAUUUAUUGGCAAUGUGUUCCUAUAAAAAAGAAACUUGUAGAGAUUUAGUAAAAUACAGCUAUAUCUAGAUACAAUGCAGCUGUCUGUUUAUUUGUGGGUCAGUCUAUUGUCUAAGUAGCACCCUGUAGUAGACAAGCACACCACCCUCCAUGUAACACCCUCAAACUGAAGACCAGAUGGAAGUGAAAAGAUGAUAGUGCACACAUCUUGUUUCUCCCACAGUUCACUUGGAUUGGCUGUGACCUUUGACCUCAGCUGGAAGCAGGACAGAUUCACUUUUUCCAUGACGGCUGUCAUGUUGGUUGCCAAGGUCGUUUUAGAGCCAAGGACAGCCAGUCAGGAAGAAAUGAAUCUGAGGCACCUGUUCACAAAUGUUCCCAUUCACCUGCAUGCACCAUCACAUGCACAAGGCUAAUACUGCCAAGUUAAACUGGAUAGUGUUCCCCAGAAUGGAAAACAUCUAGCGUAGCAGAUGUCGCCAUUGGGUCAAAGUGAAUGGGCACACGUGUCCAGAGGGUCAAACAUAACUCUUUGCAACAAAGGGAAGGGUGGGGUAAGAUGUGG
Messenger RNA from Branchiostoma floridae (Florida lancelet), 4011 nucleotides. Its product is annotated as ATP-dependent RNA helicase DHX33-like. Gene Ontology annotation, molecular function: RNA binding. Gene Ontology annotation, cellular component: intracellular anatomical structure; nucleolus. NCBI's taxonomy places the organism in Eukaryota, Metazoa, Chordata, Leptocardii, Amphioxiformes, Branchiostomatidae. The annotation marks the transcript as partial. The record is from RefSeq and is a predicted model, not a curated record. Gene Ontology annotation, biological process: positive regulation of transcription by RNA polymerase I. The transcript is spliced from 8 exons.